This is a messenger RNA of Balaenoptera ricei (Rice's whale), 531 nucleotides long. RefSeq names its product interleukin 26 (gene IL26). The record is from RefSeq and is a predicted model, not a curated record. The transcript has 5 exons. NCBI's taxonomy places the organism in Eukaryota, Metazoa, Chordata, Mammalia, Artiodactyla, Balaenopteridae.
AUGUGGGUGAAUUGCAUUUUGAGGUCUGGGUCACUGUUUGUCACUCUGCCUCUUGCCAUUGCCAGGCACAAGCAAUCUUCCUUCGCCGCAAGUUGCUACCUAAGGGGAACACUGUCCCAGGCUGUUGAUAUGCUCUAUGUCAAGGCAGCAAGGCUCAAAGCAACAAUUCCAGAAGAUCACGUAAAAAAAGUACAGUUAUUAAAAAAGAAAACAAAAAAGCAAUUUAUUCUAUCUUGUUUAUAGAAAUACGGCAGAUUCCAAGAACAACUAUUGUCCUUUUUCAUGGAAGAUGUUUUUGGUCAACUCCAAUUACAAGUUUGCAACAAAAUACACUUUGUGGAAGACUUUCACAGCCUUAGGCAGAAAUCGAGCCACUGUUUUUCCUGUGCUUCAUCAGCUAGAGAAAUGAAAUCCAUUACCAGGAUGAAAAGAAAAUUUUAUGAGAUUGGAAAGAAAGGAAUCUACAAAGUCAUCAGUGAACUGGAUAUUCUUCUUUCCUGGAUUAAACAAUUCCUGGAAAGCGUUAAGUAA